Molecule: messenger RNA, 1689 nt
Organism: Scheffersomyces stipitis CBS 6054
Lineage: Eukaryota; Fungi; Ascomycota; Pichiomycetes; Serinales; Debaryomycetaceae
Gene: SEC59
Product: dolichol kinase
Exons: 2
Biological process (GO): dolichyl monophosphate biosynthetic process
Cellular component (GO): endoplasmic reticulum membrane
Molecular function (GO): dolichol kinase activity
Source: RefSeq, a predicted model, not a curated record
AGUAGAUCCACAGCUUCCAUUUUCCAACCCCAGAAUAUCGAAAAGACUUUGGCGGAGCAGAGAGCAGCGCAACCACCGCAGAUUAUCCCAGAAAACACUGGAUCUGAGAGAGAUAUCGAGUUAGAAAACGCGGGAUUUCCUUUCAAUGUGAUUUACCGUGUACAAGAUUAUGUUUCGGAGAAUAUCAACUUCUUGUUGUUUGUGCAAUUGUUGGUAUUCCUGUUUAUUCUCCAACUAGUGAUUCUUCAUCGCUCCAAGUUUGACCACUUAGACGCCAACAUGUAUCCUGUAGCGUUCAACUGGGCUGGAAUAUUAUCGGCAUUAAUUUUGAACUACAUCAAAAGUGAAAAGAAACCAAAGGAUGUUCCUGAAUUCAACUACUUGUACAGUAUUUUCUUUCCAUUCUUAAUCAACUUGGUUCAUUACGACGCCGAUUGGUUCUUGGCUAACCUUGCUUUGAACUACUUUAUCGUAGAUAAGUUGAAUCCUAUUUUCAGAGUGUUUUCAGCAGUAGGUUUCUAUGAAGUAUACAAUGAAAGUACUAAGUUGGACACCUUUUCUUUCAUCCAGAUCUGUGCAUUCCAGUACUUGAACAGUUUCGUCUUGAACUAUAUAAAUGACUUCAAUAUCCCAACUAUAGACGAAGAAAAUGAAGACCAGUAUAGGACUUUCAGUAAAGCAGAGAUCCAGAUAAUCAGCUUGUUACUUACCAACUUGUUUUUCAACAAGGACUUUGUGUCCCAGUACUUGCCAUUAGCCAUCUUCCAGAAGUUGUUAAUCAGUUUCAUUCUUUCCAUCUUAGCUCUCUAUUACUUGCACCAGUUCUUGCCAUCCGUGGUUUCAAUGGUUGCGUUUUCUGGUAUUUUCUACGGUCUUACAAUCUUCCAGUUGAAUUACGUUUUGGGAGGUCAGAAUGCUGUAAGUUGGUUAUAUGACUACAUCUUUUUAGACGAAGAAAAGACCCAAAUUCUACAGGUGUGGUCUGCAAUUUUGUUAGUCACUAUUCCUACUACCUUCUUUUUGGUGGACAAGCUUGGCUUCAACAUUAGAAGAAAAAUCUGGCACUUUGUCAUCAUCGGAAUCUUGGGAUAUAGAUCCGAGGUUUUGAUGCAAAAUAUUGAGUUCACCUUGAUCAGUUUGCUUGGAUCGAUAGUAGUAUUCCUAGUCGUAGAGUUGGUGAGGUUCAACCGUAUAACUUUCAUCGGUCAAUAUCUUGCUCAUACUUUGGCCAAGUUCCAGGACAAGAAAGACUUGAAGGGUCCAUUAAAUGUCUCGUAUAUAUACUUGAUUGUUGGUGCUACGAUUCCUAUUGUAUACGACUACAUACUCUUUGGUGCAGAACAUGCUUCUGUCAUCAGAUACAUGGGCAUUAUAGCCUUAGGACUAGGCGACUCUAUGGCUUCUAUCAUUGGCCAAAGCUUCGGUUCCUACAAAUGGAAGGGUAGCGACAAGUCAGUUCAGGGUUCUAUUGCAUUUGUGGUUGCUACUUUCUCGUCGUUUGUUGCUCUUGACUAUGCCUUAACAGAAUACGCAGGAGAGAUCUAUGUUCCCGUUGGUAACUGGGAGAACUUGCUAGUAUCAACUCUUGUUUGCGCUGUCUUGGAAGGCACUUCCAAUCUCAACGACAACUUCUUUGUUCCCAUCUUGUUGCCUCUUCAGUAUGAAUUGUUGAACAGAUGUUUCCCAUGA